Messenger RNA from Drepanopeziza brunnea f. sp. 'multigermtubi' MB_m1, 5619 nucleotides. RefSeq lists its product as uncharacterized. Gene Ontology annotation, biological process: Golgi to endosome transport. Gene Ontology annotation, cellular component: endosome; trans-Golgi network. The record is from RefSeq and is a predicted model, not a curated record. Lineage: Eukaryota; Fungi; Ascomycota; Leotiomycetes; Helotiales; Drepanopezizaceae.
AUGGCCCUCGAGGCAGGCCGACAAUCAGUCUCCCCGGCCAGCUCCGGGAGAGCUUCACCAGUCGCAAAGACUUGGAGGAACCAGUUAGGCUCUGAGGAGCCUCCAAGCAGAGACAAGGCAUUCCGCAGAUAUGCGUCUGGUGUUGAAAGGUCACUUUCGUUGUUUGAGACAGCCCUACAGGAAUGGGCAGACUACAUCUCCUUUCUGGGACGGCUCCUCAAGUCCUUACAAGCGCAUCCCAGCAAUAUCAAAGUUGUUCCAUCAAAAUCAAUUGUCGCAAAGCGUCUUGCUCAGUGCUUAAACCCUUCGCUUCCUUCUGGCGUACACCAAAAAGCUCUCGAAGUCUACUCUUUCAUAUUCUCUAUGAUAGGUAGAGAUGCCCUUUCAGACGAUCUCCCACUGUACUUUCCAGGUCUCUCGUCUACACUUUCGUUCGCAUCGCUUUCCGUAAGAGCACCAUUUCUAGACCUUCUAGAGAAACACAUUCUGAAGCUUAAUCCUGUGUCUCUACGCCCAGCACUGAAGGCGAUCAUACUUGCGUUGCUACCUGGGCUGGAAGAGGAGACCAGCGAGGAAUUUGAACGAACAUUGAAACUCUUGGACGGAUUCAAGCAUGGCAUAAGACCAGCCAAUGCCCAAGACCUGGCUGGGGAUCAUAGCACUGGGGAUGAGUAUUUCUGGCAAUGCUUCUUCCUUGCCGCCAUUACGAGCAACGGCAGACGGCUUGGUGCGUUAGCAUACUUGGUCCGAAAUCUCCCAAAGCUUGGCCAGCCCUGGUCUACCGACUCAUCAAAUACACCAGCAAAUGGAUCGGAAAAUGAUGAAGAGGCAACAAAACGUUUAGGGGAGAUCGUGACCUCUCCGGAGCCAGGCCUCUUACUUAGAUGUUUUGCUGCUGGCCUGGGUGACGAACAGCUCUUGAUACAACGAGGUUUUCUAGAUCUACUCGUUAGCCAUCUGCCCAUACAUUCGCAUGUCCUGCAGGAGAGAGUGAAGCGCGAAGACUUGGAGCUUCUUAUCACUGCCGCAGCAGGAGUGGUAUCUAGGAGAGAAAUGAGUCUCAACAGGCGUCUCUGGACCUGGCUUCUCGGCCCGGACCCUGCCCAUAUUGAAGGUGAAAAUGGUCCCGAGUCUCCGACUUCGGUGAUGGGGGAUCUUCUCGGGUCUGUGCCUUCGUCUAGGACACGAUACUUUGAGGAAUUUGGGCUGCAACCGUUGGUGCAAGCGCUGCUAAAAUUAAUUGCACGAGAUUCCACCAAUGCUGUGGAGAGAGCUCGCCCAUUCCGAAUAUGUCUCUCAUUGAUGGAUAGAUGGGAAAUCGGUGGCCUCGUGGUCCCAGAUAUCUUUCUACCGAUCGUUGAUAGUGUGCGUAGAUACAAAGACCAGGCACCGACUAAAGCAGACUUCUCGGAGGUGCUUCGUAGUGCCAGUGUCUUUUUCGAUGGCGUCGAGAGCGGAUUGAUCUGGGGGGAGAUUAUUCAAUUGAUUGCACAAGCGAUUGGUCCUGGAGAUUUACCCUCCACGGGGAGAAUCGACAGACUCUCCUUAGUGAACUUCGUAAUCGCGCACUUCAAUAUUCGAGAGGAAGAGAUGCUCUUGAUACAUGCGCCAUUAACGACCUUGACACUUCUGACAUUACUGGGAGAUGCGAUAGGAAAGUCUCAGCAAAAUCCCAGUCAGUCUGGCACUCCCGAGAAGAUACCGAGAUUAGCUCUAGGUAUCGCUAUUGACUUGGUCGAUCUCAUCCCGGAAAGAGCCUUUCGAACCAGGCCGUCGACGAGUCAGUCGACAGCAACAUCUGUGGAAGAAGAUUCUAUUCUCCGAGCCACAACCUCGGAAAUCCUGCAAAAAGUCAAGACUUUCUACAUUCAGGAUCAAGGGAAUUUGGAUGCUUUCCCUCCCCCAUACUCGCCUCACGCUGUGAGCGAGAUUCUCAUCCGUGAGAUUGGCAGCCUCACUUGCCAAAGCCUUUCUGAUUCAGUGUCAAGUGCUGAUGCUGGUAUCAAAAGCAAGUUACUGGUAAUGAUGCUGGCCAAAGUUCCUAAAGCUGACAGUCUGGACGUGGCCAAACUUGUUGAAUCAAUUCAGAAAAGAUUUGCAGUUCCCGCGCAACUACCAUUCAUAACUUUCACUUCAAUCAUCUCUCUCGCCACUAAUCUAUACUCAGCAUCCUACAUAUCUGCCAUCGAGUUAUCUAGACUCGUGGAACCUCUUGUGCGGCAAGCAUGGUCUUACUUGUCAGCAUCUCAUCCCAAAUACCACGUCGAGACAGUUCGAUGUCUCUGGCAACUACAAACAGCGUUGUCUCUCUCGAGCCAUGAGAUCGAGGCCUCAAUAUGUUCCCUUAUGGUUGAGCACGACACAACCGGGACCUUUGGGGCUCGAAACGCAGAUCCUGGUAGAAGUUUUGGCUUGCUGUGGACGCAUACUAUGCAAGAUACAACUUCACAGCUGGAUCGUAAGGCGUCAAAAACGUCCACGAUUGAUACCAAAACCUCACCGCGCCUUCUAGGAGUCGCAAAUUACGAAGUGAUGCUCUCCCGGCCCGUAUUCCUCCUACUUGAUUCUCUUCUUGACGAGCGUACCCAGCUUUUUAUGACUGUGCGAACCUGGCUUCAGACUCUCGUGGGAGUUGACAAGCUGUUUCACCUCUUCGUGGCGAAAUUCUCGGAAUUUGAAUUCCUUCAGACUCUCCCCGCAGAGUCAUCGAGCUCUGUAGACAGCAAUGUUCAGAUGUACGAUAGCGAAGACGACUUGGACCUAUGUUUAUAUUAUUUGCGCACUCUGUCGAAUAUGCUGCGCUGGUCAUCUGACAGUAUGUGGGCUGCUCUUGCGCAGAAUACUAUCGACACGAGUCGCCCCUCAUUAUUUCGCAUUACUGGCCGUAACGGUGAAAUUUCUCUUCUCGAAUUCUUUUUGCAUGUCUGUCUACGCUCAAUUUCUGGAAGCCAUGGCGUCGAAAAUUCCGAGGAGCCUCGCGUUAGCCAAUUUCACAGAGCCGCCUUGUCAACUCUCCACCAGAUUCUCCUAAGCCCAUACUCCCUUUCUCUAGCCGAGCUACACCUGGAAAAUGUUCUGAUAGACCGACUGAUGCAGUCUCUUGAGGGAGCGGAUCCUUUCAUUCAAGUGCUACUGUUGGAUGUUGUGUUCGAUACACUUAAGCUGCGUAACUCGGCCAGACCUGUAGCUUCAUCCUCGUCCCCUGCGGCAGAGAAGCGCUCAACUGUGGACAAUCCUCAAAACCCUCAUCUGUCUCUCACCACCAAUGAUAGUGAGCACUACGCAGAAUCGAGUCUCCCAUCUCCACCUGCAUCUCUGGUUAAAUGUCUCCAAGCAGGGUUCGCAGCUCCUAGUAGCCGUCCUGUUCUGGAUAGCUGGGUUAGCUUCCUAACCGAGUGCCUGCCGCUGUACUCGGAUACUAUUUUUCAGAUACUGAUACCGCUUGUAGAGACAUUUUGCUCGCAGGUUGGGGGUACUUUUAAUAGCUUGCAGGAAACCUUCAAGGAAGACUCUGCUCUCAAAACAGUUUUCGGUGCUCCCGAGUCAACGCUUAUUUCUCUCCUGAACGGUCUGGAACAUGUCUUGGCACGAGCUCACGAUCGUCUUUUGCAGGACGAAGUCAAGACACCCCAAGUCAAGAGUCCGGAACAGCCACAAGGAUUCUUUGGUAAUAUGGUAUCAGGGGUGUUUGCUUCAGAAACACCUCAAGCAAGAACUGCUACCGCCAACAAUCGUCUUACGGUUUUGCUAUCAUUUCAGGAUGCUGUACGCAUUUGUUUCGUGAUCUGGUCUUGGGGUGGUAAGAACGGAGCCUCACAAGAUGUAGUAUCAGCUGCUUCUUUCAACUACACAUCUUUGCGAAUGAGGAACCGCGCCAGGAGGCUCUUAGAACACCUCUUCGCUGCAGAAGCUCUAGAAUGCCUGGAGACAGUAGUCGAAAUCUGGCAAAAGUCUGCCAGGAGCCCCAACGACCUGAAAACGCCUGUUGUUUUCAACCUCCUCCAUGUGCUCGAUGGUUCUAGGCCGAAACACACCAUACCAGCCAUCUUCAAUGCAAUAUACAGUCGAACAAAUCCGUCUGCUCUGGAUCCAGCUCGGAAAUCGACGUUAACGGCGUCUCUGAGUGACACGGAUCUUGUCAUAUUUUUGGUCGAAUAUGCUCGGUCGCUAGAAGACGACGCAAUGGACGAAAUCUGGACUGACUGCAUGACGUUUUUAAAAGACAUAUUGGCGAACCCAUUUCCGCAUCGACAGACAUUGCCAAGCCUGCUAGAAUUUGCAGCCAUAUUAGGUGAGAAGGUCGACAACACCAACUUUGGAGAACAGCGUAGGAUGAGAAGAGAACUAGGAGACUCGUUUCUUCGACUUCUGGCUGCGAUCUUCGCUACCCGGCCCAUGGGGCUCUCUGAUGGUGCCCCCGACGCCGAUGAUCGUGCAAACUCAAGAUCAGACGACAUCGUGGGCAUUUUGGCUUCCAUUGCGCCUAACCUUCCCAAAGUUCUUGUCGAACCUGACCGUAUCCUCGCAGCUGCUAAUACGAUUUCCGCGAAUGUCGUUGGGCCAACUUUCAAGUCCAAAUCCUUCCCUGAUAACGUGUCGAAGAACUCGUUGAUACUGCUCUAUCAACUAGCAAGACUGCCUAACACUCAAAAGACAUGGAAGAAAGACAUAGGAGACGCCUUCAAUGAUGCUAGGUUUUUCUCAAAUGCGGUGCCACUGGUCGAUAGUGACUGGCUCCCACUCCUCAAGCAGUGGACUUUGAGUGACAAGGAAAGGAUGCCCGAGCUCCUCGCUCGGAUCCUUCCACCAACAACCGCAGGAAUUGUUUUUGGUGUGGGAGCAACAUCAGCUAGACUCGAAGCUGAUCGGAAAACACAGCUCAACCUGCGCCGUAUCGCCACUCUGGUCCUUGCCACAAUGAACGACAACUUCGCUGGAGACCUGCCCAUGAUGCAAGAAAAGAUCGUCGAGCUAGUAGCUGCCUCAACGACUUCGUCGCCGUCAUCCACAACUCGAGCUGACAUCUACUUGCUUCUUCGCGCGUUGGUCCUUAAGACUUCUGCUGUCCAUCUUGCCACGUUUUGGCCAAUCGUUAAUGCCGAGUUACACGCAGCCAUCUCAUCCGUUGUUUCGCCCGACCACAGUGCGGCUUCCGAAACAUACAACAACUACUCAGUUCUCCAAGCCUGCAAACUGCUGGACACGCUGCUAUGCAUUGCACCCGACGACUUUCAACUCCAUGAAUGGCUUUUCAUCACCGACACAAUCGACGCCGUGUAUCGCCCGACGAGUUUCUACCCCGUCGCCAUGAUCGACGAAAUUUCAGAGAAGCUAGGGUCCACGGCUCUGUCUUCAACCGUGCCGACGGAAUCGUCCCCAUUGCCAGCAGCGAACAGUCUCAGCCGUCGGCCAUUGAUAGGACCUGGUGGCAUCAGCGACGAAGGAACUUGGGAGAGGAAAGACGAGUUGGUGGGUAAGGUUCUGAGGCCUUUCUUCGGCCAGUUGAGCAUUUUUGCGUUUGAGAGCACAUACUCGAUGGGUGUGCCGGACUGGGAGGCAUGUAGGAUGGGGCUACUGAGGGAUCUGUUUGACGAGAGGAGCAUUACUAAGGCAUUGUAA